UUUACAGUAAAGAGCUUUCAGAAGUGAAAGGACUGGAUUAUGGAUGCAGAUUUAUUUAAGAUAAGAUUCAUUUUAAGACUAAAAUAUGKUGAAAAUAUAUAUUUAAAAAAUGUAACAGUUUUGUAGCUGAUGACUCACUCUGCACGCUGCUGGAGUUAUAAAUUAUUUAAAUAAGUUCAGAGAAACAGCAGACAGCGGUAAUGACAUYCCUCCACCGCCCGGCGGCAGCAGAGAGCGCGGGAGGCGGUGAACUCACCUGAUUAAAACCCACGAAGAAGACGAAGCCUCGCCAUGGCGGAAGCAGAGCAGCAGGCAGAUGAAGCAGCUGACGYCAGGACCUUCGUCAUCCCCAGGAAGGAGAUCAGCAUGGUUCCUGACAUGGGGAAGUGGAAACGCUCUCAGGCGUACUCGGACUACAUGGGUUUCAUUCUGACCCUGAAUGAAAGUGUGAAAGGAAAGAAGCUGACGUGUCAGUAUCAAGUGUCUGAG
Molecule: messenger RNA, 489 nt
Organism: Austrofundulus limnaeus
Lineage: Eukaryota; Metazoa; Chordata; Actinopteri; Cyprinodontiformes; Rivulidae
Product: serine/threonine-protein phosphatase 2A activator
Biological process (GO): mitotic spindle organization
Cellular component (GO): protein phosphatase type 2A complex; cytoplasm; nucleus
Molecular function (GO): protein tyrosine phosphatase activator activity; peptidyl-prolyl cis-trans isomerase activity
Source: RefSeq, a predicted model, not a curated record